Molecule: messenger RNA, 921 nt
Organism: Grosmannia clavigera kw1407
Lineage: Eukaryota; Fungi; Ascomycota; Sordariomycetes; Ophiostomatales; Ophiostomataceae
Product: nucleic acid-binding protein
Exons: 3
Coding region: 1-921 (306 amino acids)
Cellular component (GO): cytosol
Molecular function (GO): mRNA binding
Source: RefSeq, a predicted model, not a curated record
AUGGAAUCCGCUAACCGCCGCGAGGACCAGCCCGAUGCCCUGGCAGAAGGCCGGCGCAUCUAUCUUGGAAACCUACUCUACUACGUCAAGCCGCAGGAGAUUGAGGAAGCGCUUACGGAACACGGCUUCGGAGACUACACCCAGAUCCAUCUCUCGGUCGACCCUGUCAGCGGCCGCAAUCCGGGCUACUGCUUUGUUGACUUUGAGGAGCGCGCGACGGCUGAGAAUGCGAUCGCGUCGCUGAGUGCUACCAUCCGUGGUCGUCCGCUCAAGGUCGGCCCCUGUCGUCCCAAGGAAGAGCGCCGGACCGGCCGCUGGGGCCGUGACGGGGAGCGUGAUCGUGAUCGAAAUGGUGACGGCGCAGAGCGACAGACUGCCUUCCAGCGAUGGGGCAACUGGAAACGGUCGGAUGCCGAACCCUCGGAUAGGCCACAGCCUCCAAAGGACCACGGCCCUUACGCCGCGCUGGACCAUUUUGAAAACGUCUUUGAGCGCCAGCAGAGCAACCGGCUGUACAUUGGCGGGCUCGGCAAGAUGGUCGACCAGGAGCAGAACAACGACGAGAUCCGAACACUGCUCGCCGGCUACGAACCUACCGCGGUCGGCAAGCGGGUCACUGCGCAUCCCACGCCUACGCCGAAGCCGGGCAAUCACAACUACUGCUUUGUCGACUUUGCCACCCCGGGAGAAGCCGAACAGGUGAUCAAUGCGUUGAAUGGCAAGCCGUACAAUGGAGACCGUCUCCGCGUAUCGCAUGCCCGUGGAUCGCCGGAAGGGUGGAAACAGAAAGGCCCGGAGUUGCGAUACGUCCCGCGCGUCACGACGACUGACGACCCUUCGUUCUCGAAGCUCCGUCGCAAGGAUUAUGGCGUCGCAACGGGACGAGCUCUUGAGUCCAGCUCGUGGCGCCGACAAGACUGA